AUGGAGGGGCCAUGCCAUGGGACACACCUCCCACUGCUCAGCACCCACACAACUGCCGGUCCCCAGUGUGACCUGCAGGGCCUGUGGAGGAACGAGCUGGGCUCCAACAUGACCCUCUUGGCUCUGAACACAGACAGCACCUUCUCGGGCUUCUACCACACUGCUGUGACAGCCACCAACAAGCAGAGCCUGGGGUCACCCCUGCAAGGGGCCCAGCAGCACCCCGGUGCCAAGAGACACCCCACCUUCGGCUUCACCGUGCACUGACAGUUCUCAGGUACAGCAGUGCCGCCAGACUCCACCACAGCCUUUGUAGGCCAGUGCUUUGUGGAUCGCUGUGGGAAGGAGACACUGGAAACCACAUGGCUCCUGUGGGAAGAGGUCCCAUCCCACAGGGACACCUGGAAAGCCACCAGCUGAGCCCUGUCCUGGCCCUCCCACCCCACAGCCCUCACUCCCCUCCUCCUGACAUGUCUUCCUUGCAGGGUU
Chiroxiphia lanceolata (lance-tailed manakin) is the source of this 489-nucleotide messenger RNA. RefSeq names its product avidin-like. The transcript is spliced from 3 exons. Lineage: Eukaryota; Metazoa; Chordata; Aves; Passeriformes; Pipridae. Gene Ontology annotation, molecular function: biotin binding. The record is from RefSeq and is a predicted model, not a curated record.